Mustela lutreola (European mink) is the source of this 574-nucleotide messenger RNA. It is a transcript of the gene PPP1R1C, whose product is annotated as protein phosphatase 1 regulatory inhibitor subunit 1C. Gene Ontology annotation, cellular component: cytoplasm. The transcript has 5 exons. Gene Ontology annotation, biological process: intracellular signal transduction. Bases 40 to 369 code for a protein of 109 amino acids. Lineage: Eukaryota; Metazoa; Chordata; Mammalia; Carnivora; Mustelidae. The record is from RefSeq and is a predicted model, not a curated record. Gene Ontology annotation, molecular function: protein phosphatase inhibitor activity.
CUGAGCUCUUCCAGUCUCUGACUAAUUCUCGUCAUUAUCAUGGAGCCCAACAGUCCCAAAAAGAUACAAUUUGCUGUGCCUUUAUUCCAGAGUCAGAUUGCACCUGAAGCGGCAGAGCAGAUCAGAAAAAGAAGACCUACACCAGCAUCCCUUGUGAUUCUCAAUGAACAUAAUCCUCCAGAAAUAGAUGACAAGAAGGUGACCAACACCCAAGCCGAAUCACAAAAUGCAUCCCCAAAGCAAAGGAAGCAGAGCGUGUACACACCACCAGCCAUGAAAGGGGUUAAGCAUCUGAAAGGCCAGAGUGAAUCAGCAUUCCCUGAAGAAGAAGAAGGUGUAAACGAAAGAGAGGAGCAGUGGGAACAUUAAUUACGGGUCUGCAGCAAGAAGGCUUCUUGGGAAUAACUGAACUAUUAACUUUUCUGACUAUCCCAUGGAAGGCCACUCCUUGACCUCCAGAAGCAUUCUCCACCUCUGCUCUCCACACUCAUACAAUAGUAAUACACCUCCUGGGAAGCUCUCCCUUGACUGAAUUUAGAACUAAGUACAGAUUGUUCGAUAUUACAAUUAAAGA